Molecule: messenger RNA, 1596 nt
Organism: Acytostelium subglobosum LB1
Lineage: Eukaryota; Evosea; Eumycetozoa; Acytosteliales; Acytosteliaceae
Exons: 2
Coding region: 1-1596 (531 amino acids)
Source: RefSeq, a predicted model, not a curated record
AUGGCAAAGAUGGUCUUGAUCAUCAUGAUGACUUUGUUGGUAAAUGGACAACAACAACAUCAUCAUCAAGCUGGACAACAACUUGAUAACAUAGUACUAUUCGUCGACUCGACCUCAUCCAACAACUUGUCAAACUGUGGCUCAGCUCCUGGAAACAUGGCCUGCGCAAACAUCAUACAAGCUGUCAAUUCAUUCCUUGGAAGCGCAAACAACAACCAACAACACCAACAGCAACAGCAACAGGAUUACCCAACAAACACCUUGCUGACAUUGCUGAUGGUACCUGGUGUAUACCCACCUGAUGGCAACUCUGACCUUCCCCUCUUUAGUAUCAACAUUACAAUGCGCAACUAUGCCCCUGAGGAUGGACCAGUCAUCAUCAAUCUCGAGCAGAUCGUCAACUUCAUCUCGGUAUAUGAGCCCACCGCAUAUCAAGGAGAUGGUAUCAGUUUGAUUGAACUCGAUGGAUUGACCCUGACCAACGGGUCCAACAUUAAUGGCGGUGCCAUAUCCAUAAUCACAUACCUAAUGCGAGUCAACUUGACCAUCAACAACUGUGUGAUGAGUGAUCACGUGGCAUCAGGACGAGGCGGUGUAUUGUACUUUGAGCCACAAGGCCAGUACGUGAACUACUCCGUAGUGUUGAACAAUACUUCAUUCUACAACAACAUGGCCAACUCGAUGAUAUUCACAAUGAAUGAUGGCCACUUCCGUAUGACAAACUGCUCGGUCGCCAACAAUGUGGCGAUGGUGGGCGACAUCAUCUCGUUGUACAUUCAACAGCAGCCCGCAUACAUCCAUCACACCAGGUUCACCAACAACUCAAUCAACUCGCUCGAUCAGGGGUACAAGUCGGCGAUCGUCAACUUGACGAGGACCAGCGCACAGAUCGAUCAUUGUACAUUCUCAAACAACGCCAAUGGAUCACAGGUGGCCGCCAGCAACAAUCAAGCGCAUCUCGACACGAAAGUCUAUCUCGAGGUUGGCGACUGCACGUUCUCAAGCAACACGGGUGGCGGUGGACUUAUCAAUGGUCUGGGCCUCAACGUGGACAUGCUCGGAUGGGUAUCGAUCAACAACAGUCUGUUCCAUAACAACUCGGGCGGUGGACUUGGCGUCAACCUGUACGCAGUCGACACGAUCUUCAUUGGAAUCGAUCACUCACGCUUCAUAGACUCGCCAAGCAUCGUGGCUGGCCAGUCCAUCUAUAUGUACUUUGAUGGCAACAUGAGUGUGACCAACAGUCACUUCUCAAACAACGGUGUAGCCGAUAUAUAUUGUUAUAGCAGCGAUGUAAUGGCCAUCAACAACACAUUCGAUAAGGAUACAUUGUUGGUUGUAUGCGAGCCUGGCUCAUGUCAACUGAGUGGACAUGACUUUGACACGGUGGAGUGCAGUCUUGGACCAACACAUGAUAGUAGUUCGGAGGACGCACCACAUCGAAACCCAAAGACAGUACGAGGUGGAAUCAUCUUCCUCUCAAUAAUACUAUUCAUUAUCUCAGCACUGGCUAUCGCAUACUUUAUCCAUUUCAAGUGGCGACGAGGUGGAGGACGAGUCAGUGACCGAGAUGGAUACACAAGGAUCAUUGGCUAG